UCACGACGCAGGUUGGCCAGGUGAUGACGUAUGGCCCCGCCCCCCUCUCCCUCAGUAGUAGCGGCGGGUGAGCGGGCGGUCGGGACGAUGGUUCUCAUUAAGGAAUUUCGGAUAGUCCUUCCAAUCUCCGUGGAUGAGUACCAGGUGGGGCAGCUGUUCUCUGUGGCAGAGGCAAGUAAGAACGAGACUGGCGGCGGCGAAGGAGUUGAAGUGUUAAAAAAUGAACCAUACGAGAAAGAUGGCGAGAAAGGACAGUAUACACACAAGAUCUACCACCUCCAGCGCAAGGUGCCGAAGUUUGUGCAGAUAUUAGCUCCUGAGGGAGCGCUGAAUGUACACGAGAAGGCGUGGAAUGCAUAUCCGUACUGCAGAACUGUUAUCACGAAUGAAUACAUGAAGGAUGAUUUCCUGCUCAAAAUUGAAACCUGGCACAAACCUGACCUGGGCAACGCAGAAAACGUACACUGCCUGGAACCCAACACAUGGAAAAACGUUGAAGUAGUUCAUAUAGACAUCGCAGACCGGGACCAGAUCCAUGCUCGGGAUUACAAACCAGAGGAGGAUCCAGCAAUAUUCAAAUCAGUCAAGACGGGUCGUGGCCUCCUGGAUGCUAAUUGGAAGAAAAACCUGCCAAAGAGAAGAGAUUGGCCACACAUGUGUGCAUACAAGCUGGUGACUGUGAAGUUCAAGUGGUGGGGCCUUCAGAAUAAAGUGGAAAGCUUCAUCCAGAAGCAGGAAAGGCGAUUGUUCACAAUCUUCCACCGGCAGCUGUUCUGUUGGAUGGAUCGGUGGAUCGAGCUGACCAUGGACGACAUCCGCCGCAUGGAGGAGGAGACCAAGAAGGAGCUGGAAGAGAUGAUAUUGAAUGGUCCCGUGAGAGGACUGACUGCCACUGAUGACUAGUCCCGGACUCUCUAUGCACUGUUACCGCGCCUGAGGCUCCAACACUCCAGCCAGCGAGGGACGUCCUGCCUCUGAGUAAACCCCCUCCCCCUCACCCCUCCAUUCACAGGAUGAUUUUUAACAAAUCUUCAGAUGUUUCUAGAAGAAAUUGAUUGUUGGGAGCAGACAGAGGAAUUUAAAACAAAAGAAAGCACUAAAUUUUAUCCCAUGCAGAAUACAUUGAGUGUUAGGGUUUGCUGUGCUGUACCUGUUAUUAUCGAUAUACUGUGUGUCUGAUCCAAACACUGACUGACUGUGGUUUUAAGGUGGUGACCAAUCUACACCGUCUCACCGCCUGGCCAUGAUGUGCUCUUCUGAUUCCCACUUCUGUUCAUGUGAGGUGAUCUAUUAACAUUGUUAAUUUAUUGAUGUAUCAUUAAUUUAUUUGGUUGUCUUAAGUGCAAUAAAAUGCUCCUGAGUUGCCCCCUCUGGAGCAGUGCUGCAUUCCAUGUUUUCCAAAAGCGCAGGUACCUCCAUUAGGAACUAGUUUGUGGGGGAGGGUUGGGGGGGAUGGGAAGGAGGAACACGAAGUGGGGCCAUCACAGGAUGUUGUUGGUUUGGAGUGGGGUUUGGUGAGAGCCAUGGGAACAGGCUUUGACCUCUCCAGAGGUUCGGCCCCUGCUGCUGAAAGGGUGGUUGGGCACAUCAGAGGCAUUUGCCUUGUAUUGAGGACCUUUACGUGCUGGGGAUGUGGCUGUCUUGGCACAUAAAGCUGUGGCCAGACCCAAGGAGCUUACCUCAGGGCUGAGAUUCUGUAACGUCGCUCCCCCCUCGUCCCCCACACACCCCGGUUUACUUUGAGUGCUUAAUUCAUGAGGUCUGUCACAUUCUCUGCCUCCCUGAAUCAACACCUUCCUCUGUCGUACUGUAGCCAGUUCUGGUUUUUCGUUUCUUGAACAAAGCAUCACUUAUUUUUUUAAUUGUUUCUCUCAUGCAAUAAAUAAAAAUGUCCAAUAGCA
Pristis pectinata (smalltooth sawfish) is the source of this 1901-nucleotide messenger RNA. Its product is annotated as phosphatidylinositol transfer protein alpha isoform-like. Lineage: Eukaryota; Metazoa; Chordata; Chondrichthyes; Rhinopristiformes; Pristidae. The coding region runs from base 31 to 903 and encodes 290 amino acids. The transcript is spliced from 12 exons. Gene Ontology annotation, biological process: phospholipid transport. Gene Ontology annotation, molecular function: phosphatidylinositol transfer activity; phosphatidylinositol binding; phosphatidylcholine intramembrane carrier activity. The record is from RefSeq and is a predicted model, not a curated record. Gene Ontology annotation, cellular component: cytoplasm.